Molecule: messenger RNA, 1722 nt
Organism: Penicillium griseofulvum
Lineage: Eukaryota; Fungi; Ascomycota; Eurotiomycetes; Eurotiales; Aspergillaceae
Product: fungal specific transcription factor domain-containing protein
Exons: 6
Coding region: 1-1722 (573 amino acids)
Biological process (GO): regulation of DNA-templated transcription
Cellular component (GO): nucleus
Molecular function (GO): transcription cis-regulatory region binding; zinc ion binding; DNA-binding transcription factor activity, RNA polymerase II-specific
Source: RefSeq, a predicted model, not a curated record
AUGCCUCCAGUAUCGAAAACCUGUCAGAGUUGCGCAGAUUCAAAGGUGCGAUGUGUCCGGGACACCGAUAUCGCCCCGUGUAAUCGGUGCUGCCGUUUGGGAAAAGAAUGUCAAUAUCGUCAAAAAGGUCGUCGAUUUAACGGCUUCCAAAAGGAUCGUAAGAUCGCGGCUCUUGAGUCAAAGAUCAAUGAACUGAAGGCCAGCCGUGCUGGCCUAGAAGAAAAUGACACGAGAACGCGCAGCGCAUCAUUAGCAGACGGUGACGCUGUGCUUGAAGACAUCAUCAGCCGAGAUUUCCUUGACAUAGAGACCGCCGAAAGAUAUCUAAACACAUUCAAGACCAAAAUGACCCCACACUUCCCAUUUGUGGUUGUGCCCCCUGAUGUAUCUAUCAAGGAGCUCCGCCAGGAAAAGCCGUUCCUAUGCUUAGCUAUCCUUGCCUCAGCUUCAUUCGAAAACAUGUCACUGCAACGGGCGUUGGGGGACGAAGUCAAGAAAGUCGUCGCAUCACGCAUGGUCAUCGGUGGGGCAAUCUCCUUUGAGUUGCUGCAAGGACUGUUGGUGUUUCUCGCAUGGUCGCAUUAUCACUCACGGCCACACCGUUAUACUCAAUUCAUUCAACUGGCUGUAAGCCUCAUGAUAGAUCUGCGGUUAGACCGUCCCCCGCAGACGCGGUCGUGGAAGACAGAGUUGCGCUUUGGGCUUCAAUAUAAUCUGCAAAAUCAGCCAUUUAAUCGGCCUUCUUGGGGAAGCGACGAGCAUAGGGCUGUCCUGGGCUGGUACUAUUUAGCGUCUUCAAUUGCGAUACUUGUGCAAAAGAAAUCGACCAUUCUGCGUUUCCCGUACCAGGAAGAGUGUUGCAAAUCUCUCCAAGAAGCCAAGGAGUAUCCCCAUGACAAAUAUAUCAGUUAUGUGAUAGAGCUCCAAUUUAUCUCAGAAAAGGUCGACCAACUAUCUGCAAGGCAUGAAUUUGAGUUGGAAACUCCUGGAUCGGGAUCAGAGCUCUAUAUCACCAAUUUGAAGUCAGACCUGGAGGCAUUCUACCGUCAUCUACCGUUCAACCUUAGCGAAAGCUUUCUUCUUUCUAUGCAAUACCACGCGACAUGUCUUAGCCUAUACCAAUUAGCUCUCAACAUCACCAACCAAGAGUCCCACUCACCCUUUGACCCCAACUCCUGGAGGGAGGAAAUGUCGUUCUCAGCGUUUAUCUCAGCCAAUUCGAUCCUCACUCUGUACAUUAAACUUCCCUCCAAAGAGGAAGUCGGAUUCAACAAUACGCAAUGGGUACAGAUAGCAUUUGCCCUGCUAGUUGCCUACCGACACACCAUGGCAACCUCCAAGCCAGGUCAAACAGCCGCCUUCCUAGAUACCCUGUCAAAAUUGGGAUCGAGAGUUGGGGCGUUGUCUACUUCUGAUGUAGAUAUGAAUGGCGCUCGAGAUGCUUUCUUCGACUUCAAGAACCGUAUAGUUCGAAUCCAAAAUUGGCUCGGGGGAACUGGUAGACAGGAAGAUGACACUCACAUUGAGGAGAGCUUUGAAGAAUUUCAACACACGUCAUGCUUGGAACCGACACACUUUGAUGGGUUUAUGGGGGCUGCGGAGACUGGUGAGAAUUUUGAUGUCUCUCUUGGGAAUUCAUUUCCAUCGGCCGGGGGCUUGCAAAUCCCCAAUGAUUUCCUCUCUGAAUCUUCGUUUGAACAGAUUAUGCAUGACUGGGUAUGA